Messenger RNA from Scleropages formosus (Asian bonytongue), 1582 nucleotides. It is a transcript of the gene tph2, whose product is annotated as tryptophan hydroxylase 2 (tryptophan 5-monooxygenase). The coding region runs from base 1 to 1506 and encodes 501 amino acids. NCBI's taxonomy places the organism in Eukaryota, Metazoa, Chordata, Actinopteri, Osteoglossiformes, Osteoglossidae. The record is from RefSeq and is a predicted model, not a curated record. Gene Ontology annotation, biological process: aromatic amino acid metabolic process; serotonin biosynthetic process. The transcript is spliced from 11 exons. Gene Ontology annotation, cellular component: neuron projection. Gene Ontology annotation, molecular function: iron ion binding; tryptophan 5-monooxygenase activity.
AUGCAGCCCGCCAUGAUGAUGUUCUCCAGCAAGUACUGGGCCAGGAGGGGCCUGUCCCUGGAUUCAGCCAUGUUUGACCAGCAGCACCGGGGAGCGCAAACUUCACGCAGAACCUCCUUUGGCCGGAUAGAGGAAACGUCCGACAGAGACAAUAAAGUGCAGGCGGACGACACGGGCAAGACCGCUGUGGUUUUCGCCCUCAAGAACGAGGUGGGCUGCUUGGUGAGAGCCCUGCGGCUCUUCCAGGAGAAGCAUGUGAACCUGGUGCACAUCGAGUCUCGUAAGUCCAAGCGCCGGGCGUCAGAGGUGGAGAUCUAUGCAGACUGCAGCUGCAGCAAACAGGAGUUUGGCGACCUGGUGCACCAUCUGAAACAACACAUAAGCAUUAUCUCACUGGAGCCACCAGAGCACAUGUGGUCUGAAGAGGAAGAAUGUAAACAUAUUUUAAAUAUGAUUGUGUUUUGGGUACCAGAGCUGGAUGGAGUUCCAUGGUUCCCCCGGAAGAUCUCAGAACUGGACCAGUGCUCCCACAGGGUGCUCAUGUACGGGUCUGAGUUGGACGCCGACCACCCGGGCUUUAAAGAUGCCAUUUACCGCCAACGGAGAAAAUACUUUGUGGAAGUGGCCAUGAGUUACAAAUUUGGACAGCCCAUCCCCCACAUCGAAUACACGCAGGAGGAGGUGAAGACGUGGGGAGUAGUGUUCCGGGAGCUGACAAAACUGUACCCCACCCAUGCUUGCCGGGAGUACCUGAAGAACCUACCCCUCCUCACAAAGCACUGUGGCUAUCGGGAGGACAACAUCCCUCAGCUGGAGGAUGUGUCACUCUUCCUUCGAGAGCGUUCAGGUUUCACAGUGCGCCCAGUGGCUGGGUACCUCUCGCCUCGGGACUUCUUGGCUGGCCUGGCCUACCGAGUGUUCAACUGCACCCAGUAUGUGCGACACAGCACUGACCCUCUCUACACACCAGAACCGGACACGUGCCACGAGCUACUGGGACACGUGCCCUUACUGGCAGAUGCCAAGUUUGCCCAGUUCUCCCAGGAAAUCGGCCUGGCUUCUCUAGGGGCUUCCGAUGAAGACGUGCAGAAGCUGGCCACGUGCUACUUCUUCACCAUCGAGUUUGGCCUGUGCAAGCAGGACGGACAGCUGAGAGCCUAUGGAGCAGGACUGCUGUCAUCCAUUGGUGAGCUGAAGCACGCGCUUUCAGACAAGGCUACCGUAAAGCCUUUCGACCCGAGGACCAGUUGCUUCCAAGAGUGCCUCAUCACUACCUUUCAAGAUGUGUACUUUGUCUCUGACAGUUUUGAAGAAGCCAAAGAGAAGAUGAGGGAGUUUGCAAAAACCAUUCAGCGUCCUUUCUCUGUUUAUUAUAACCCUUACACCCAGAGCAUCGACUUGCUGAAGGACACAAGGAGCAUCGAGAACGUGGUGAACGACCUGCGCAGCGACCUAAAUACAGUGUGCGAUGCCCUGAGCAAAAUGAACAAGUACCUGGGAAUUUAGCAUCCUGUUCGAGCACACGUGGUACUGAGGGGGUAAAAGGUACCUUGUGUUGAUAUAAUUAAAAGAAGAGAUUUAA